Rhizophagus irregularis DAOM 181602=DAOM 197198 is the source of this 1296-nucleotide messenger RNA. The record is from RefSeq and is a predicted model, not a curated record. NCBI's taxonomy places the organism in Eukaryota, Fungi, Glomeromycota, Glomeromycetes, Glomerales, Glomeraceae.
AUGGUUCAAAAUUUAUGCGUUACUUUAAUAAAACCAGGUUCUAUAGUCUCUGAGCUCCACUAUAGGCCUUAUUCAUUUUAUUGGUGGAUAUUUUCAGAUGAAAAUAAAACUUUAUUUCCGAUUAAACUGGGGCAACAGACUAAAGUUCACAUUAAUGAAGUAGACUUUAUUUUAACAAUACAAACCGGUUCUGGUAAUAGCAAAUUAAUGCCAAUGUACUGCUGUCAAAGUGGUUUGCAUGUCGUUACAGAGUCAAGUUCUAUAAAGGCUAUUUCUACAGCUUACAAGAAUCAUUUUAAUACUUCAACACGCCAUUCAGGAUAUCAAGCAAUGGGUUGGAAUAACAAAAAUAUUCUUGAAACUCUAAAAAAAGAUGUUGAUUAUAUUUCUGUUACUGUUAAUAUAGGAAACUGUAAGAUUUUUAUUUAUAGUAUGGAGUUGUCAUCACAUAAAAAAUGGUGUUAUAAAUAUUUUUUUACAAAUUGGGCUAAAUCUAAAAAUCUAAUAAUUAACUUUGAAUCUUCUUUACGUACUAUAUAUCCAAGAGGAUAUGAAUUUAGUGAAUGUGAAUUGGGUGCAUGGCAAACUAUACUAAAAGUAGCUAGUGCAACAAAUAUAACUUCUUGGUCAUAUAAAAAAUCACAGGUUAGUUCACAUACUAUUGUGAAAUCUCGCAAAUAUGCACGUAUCAAUGGUUAUGAAGCUCUUUCACUUGUAAAACUAAUAAUCCAUCAACAAAGAUUUGCAGAAGAAUAUCCUAAUGGUAUAUGUCAUACAUCUUUUAUGACUUAUCUUGAAGGUGGUCAAUAUGUAUAUCGAGAAAAUUUAGGUGGUUUAUAUUCUACAUGUAAUGACUGCAGCUAUAUGGUAUUUAAAGAUAUUGAAGUAAUAAUUUCUGCUAAUAUUAUGAAUGAAUCUUUAAAGGAAAUCAGCUCCGGCAUGGAUACCGAUAUUCCAGGAAAUCAGUUCUGGCAUGAAUACCGAUAUUCUAGAUUCCAGAUUCCAGAAAAUGCCAACACUGGCACCAACGAGGAUGCUGAUAUUCCAGGGAAAUCAGCUCCUACUUGGAUAUCAAAUCCCAUACUAAUUUCAGCUUGGGCUUUGGAUAUAUGGAUGAGUUUCGAAGUUUCGGCUUGGACUUUGGAUAUAUGGGUUUCGGCCUCCAGUUCUUGGGUGUUGGAUAGGUUUCCACUUCAGAUUUUUGAUUUGAUUUCCCCUUCGGACUUUAUUGGAUGGGCAUUUUCCAUUAUCGAAUUAGGGAUUUCCCCCUUCGGACUUUAUUGGAUGGGCGUGUAA